Messenger RNA from Perkinsus marinus ATCC 50983, 228 nucleotides. RefSeq lists its product as hypothetical. The transcript has a single exon. The coding region runs from base 1 to 228 and encodes 75 amino acids. NCBI's taxonomy places the organism in Eukaryota, Perkinsozoa, Perkinsida, Perkinsidae. The record is from RefSeq and is a predicted model, not a curated record.
AUGUCCGGUCCUGCAUCGAGUUCUAGUCCUCCGGAAGCAUUCGACCAGCACUUCCUUAACAACUUGGGGGCUGCAUGCCGAGAAUCCAUAUCCAAGAACGAGAGACUGCUGUCCAAGUGCUUCCAGGACAUUGAAGCUGGUUCUACCGUCGACGUUGAGAUCAUUCUGAGAAACACCUCUGAUGCCCUUGCACCUGUGAAAGCAAUGUCCGUACCCGGCGAGCUCUGA